This is a messenger RNA of Stylonychia lemnae, 2109 nucleotides long. The record is from the annotation of a GenBank genome assembly. NCBI's taxonomy places the organism in Eukaryota, Ciliophora, Spirotrichea, Sporadotrichida, Oxytrichidae.
AUGAAUAAUAAAAGCAGCAAAAAACUCUACUAAUCCUCAAAUAUAAUAUCCUCCCAGAAGCAAAUCUAGUAAAAGGUCUAGUCCUCUCCAAGCAAACCAAAGCACACUGGGACAAGAGUAAGAAGUAAAAAUGGCAGUGUAGAUGUAACUGAGAUACAUAUUGAUUAGAUUAGGCCCAAGUUUAAUAAAGCAGCAUUAGGCCACUCUAAUGUAAAGCUAAAUGAUGGUGGUGAAGACAAUAAUGGGCCAAAAGCAGCCUAUGCAUCAUUCAACCUAGCUUCAGAUAGUACUACACCUGUUAUUAUAAGUGUUAAAGGACAUAUGCUCUCAAAUCAAAAUAACGAAAGUCAAGAUUUUUCCAAUUUCACAUUUGACUAAAGAGAACAGACAAUACAGCCAGAUAAAGUCAAGAGAAGAACAAUAGAUCUUACCUAGUCGGUCCAACUUAACUCAAAUGAUGCAUUAUUACUAGUUGGAUAUACAACUUCGGCACCAAAAAAGCAUGAUAGGAAUCAAUCAGUCUCAAGUUAGAAGAGUAAUUAAUCUCUUUGUAAAGAAAGAAGGUCUAGAAAAGAAAGAUUAAACUAAAAGAAUUGGGAUUAACUAAACUCAUCUAACAUAAGCUCAAUAAUGGAGGAAAAUUAGGGUGCAUUGCAUCUCAAGAUACUUAAUCCAGAGCAACAAGAUAAAAACAGAUUUAACCAUUCCUUCGAUGAAACUCCUGGAUUCAACCAGCAACUACAAAGAGAGGUAUCUCUUGAUAAGCUCUUAUCUAAGGUUGAGAACGGUGGGAAAAUCUUGAAUUUUGCUUAGAAUGCAGCAGCGAUUAAGAUACAAAGGGUCUAUAGAACUUUCAAGAUUUGGAAACUUAUUAAGAGAAUGGCUGCAUAAAAAAUAGAGAAUAAGUAGUAGGCUAGACUCUAGAGAAUAUUAUCUGCUAAAUUUAUUUUGAGAAAUUCCAAAUAGAAGCUUGAAGCUCUGAGCAAUGGUUGGAGACUACGAAGGUGCCUGAGUUUACUUGAGUAUAAAGUAAGAGACUUUGUAGAUGAGACAGAUUAGAAAAAGAAGAAUAAAUAGAGAAGACGGUUUCACCAAAUGUUGGAAAAGGUGCUGUAGAAGAAGCUCUAUAUCAAGAAAUAUAUGAAUUAGGAUAUUGAAAAUAGUAAAGCAUAGAAGCUGAUGUAUAAGAGCAUGAUUGUCUCUCCUAGAAAUAGAGCUGACUCUAAAGAAAAGAAACUUACUAGGCAAAAAUCUGCUGUUCUUGAGAAUAACAAUCUUAGUAGUACUAUGAAUAUGUUCAGAGGUAGAAAACCAUGGAAUAACUCUCUGAAUAAGGAUAUCAAUCAAGUACUCAAGAAGGAUUUAGUUGAUCCUAAGCUUGAGAGAUCCAGACAACAGCAAUAGACCAAAAAGCCUAGAGCUGAUCUGACUAAUCUUAGUUCACUUGAUAAAAACAAUCAAACCAAUUUGUUCAGGAUCAACAAUGAAUCGAGAAAGUCCAAUCACAUGUACUAAAUGCUUAAGUACACAAGUGCAGAAAACACAACUAGCAAUAGAAUGAAGAAUGAUAUAAAGUCUAGGAUCAUUGCUGAUCUUGAUAAACAAAAUGAAAAGGUUAGCUUUCUUCUUAGCAGAAAGAAUAUCAGAGAUACUGAUAAAUAGAAAGUAUCUAAGGUCAAUACAUCCUAAGUCUUGAGAACAGAGCACAGUCCUACAUUUUAAAGAACUGCUUAUGGAGCUAAGCUCGUUUGUAAUCAAAUGAGAAGUUCAAUUAUGACUCCAUAAAGGAGACUUGACAAAAGCCCAGACAGGUUCAACUAUCUAUCAGGGGUCCCCUAAUCUGACAAAAAGGCUAUCUAGAGUGAGAAGGAAAAGAUUUUGAGGAUUCAAAAUUAGUAUAAAAAGCAGUUUGCUGAAUUAGAGAGUCUCAUGGAUUACAUUGUUGAUUAGGAGCUGUCAAACUAUGAUUCAAAAUGUUAAAACAACAAGUAUGAAGCCAUGGUUAGCUAAAAAGCUAAGCUAUUCAUUAAGAGCUAGAAAUUACAUGGGGACAUUAAAGAGGCAAUGGACAAAAUAUUCAAUCACAGCAAAAGAAAGUACAUGAACUGA